Molecule: messenger RNA, 1657 nt
Organism: Spirodela intermedia
Lineage: Eukaryota; Viridiplantae; Streptophyta; Magnoliopsida; Alismatales; Araceae
Source: the annotation of a GenBank genome assembly
AUGGCGUCCCCAGCGUCGUAUGCCCUCCGACGGCACCAGCAGCAGCGGCGGCGGCCACUCCAGGACGACAACUGGGUCCGCUCCGACGGCCGAGGGUUCCACCAGUGCAGGCCUGCAUGUAAGUUGCGUCCACCCACCUCCUCCGCCGCCCGCCCUUACGAAGCUCGAUGAUGAUGAUGACGAUGAAGGCGAUCAGAAGUUAUUGCUUCUGCGUGUGUGAUUCUCUUGCUCCGGCGUUUAAUAUGGGUAGGGUGCUUAUUGCUUUCUCGGUGCCCUGCAGUCCUGAGGACCGGCGCGGCGAGGGCCGCUUCGGGGUCGGCAUACGCCGAGUUCGGCUCCACCAAGGUCAUCGUCUCCGUGUGAGCUCCUUGCAACCCAAACCCUUAUUCUCAGCCCCUUUCAGGAAAUGAUCAUCUCUCUCUCUCUCUCUCUCUCUCUCUCUCUCUCUCUCUCUAGAUUUGGCCCCCGAGAGAGCAAGAAGGCCAUGAAGUACAGUGGGAUCGGCCGCCUGAACUGCAACGUGAACUUCGCGACCUUCUCCACCGCGACCCGCGGGCAGGUAUUUAGGGUUUGGGUUUUUCCUCGUCUCCUCCUCCAGAUGGAGGAGGUGGGUGUCUUCAUCCUCUGCUUAUUAUCUUCGCGAUGAAUCUCGAACCAUGCUCAGGAGUCGGAUCACAAGGACUUCUCCUCGAUGCUCCACAAAGCUCUGGAGGGCGCCGUCCUCCUCGAGUCCUUCCCCAAGACCACCGUCGACGUCUUCGCCCUCGUUCUAGAAUCCGGCGGCAGUGAGUCCUCCCGCCUCCCUGCAUCACAUUCAUCCGCCAUCCUUCCCUCUGCAUCGAUCUUCCGAACCCUAGCGGGUGGGCUGGGUUGACCUGAGCUUCUCGCAGGCGAUCUUCCGGCGGUGAUAUCCUGCGCCAGCCUCGCUCUUGCGGAUGCAGGAAUAAUGAUGUACGAUCUCGUUGCUUCAGCUUCUGUGGUAUGUAACGCUUGGCCAUCCAUGCUGCGACUGCUUCCAUCUCCUGAUGAUCACCAAGCGACAAUCUUGCUUCCCCGUGUGAUUCCAUUAAUGGCAGUAAUGAUCGAGUCUGAUAGAACCUGCCUCCUGUUCAUCUGGUUCAUCUGGUUCGCCUGUUCCUGGAUUGUGCUUGUGUUUGACUUUUAGCAUCGGUGCUCCUGAUUGUUGGGAAACUACCUGCUUGUUCAAUCACCUGUUUUCAAGGUGAUUGAUCGAUCAGGCUGGGUCUCCUCCCGUUGACCUUUUUAGAGCAAGUUCAUGUGGAUUUCUUACAUCAUCCUCUGCAUAUUUUUGCUCAUUUUGAAGUCGUGCAUCGGCAACAGCCUCAUCAUUGACCCCGCCGCAGAGGAGGAAGACUGCCAGGAUGGCAGCCUCACGGUCGCUUUCAUGCCUUCUCGCCGCGAGAUCACCCAGUUGACUCUCACCGGGGAAUGGUCAACGGGCAGGAUUCAUGAGGUGGAGACCCUCUCUUUAAUGCCCAUCACUGCUGCUGUUGCCACCAGCAGUGCUAGUUCUGGUGCUAUUUAUUAUUGCCAUUUUCUCGGUCAACAGGCGACGGAGCUCUGUCUGGAUGCUUGCUCGAAGCUGGGGGAGAUCAUGCGCACUUGUCUGAAGCAGGCCGUCUCGUCGUCAACCUGA